Messenger RNA from Capronia epimyces CBS 606.96, 228 nucleotides. Its product is annotated as arylsulfatase. The record is from RefSeq and is a predicted model, not a curated record. Gene Ontology annotation, molecular function: arylsulfatase activity. The coding region runs from base 1 to 228 and encodes 75 amino acids. The transcript has a single exon. Lineage: Eukaryota; Fungi; Ascomycota; Eurotiomycetes; Chaetothyriales; Herpotrichiellaceae.
AUGGCGGACCAUCCAGACCCCGGCGCGGUGCCGGCGCGGCCCAACUUCCUGGUCAUCGUGGCCGACGACCUGGGCUUUUCAGACGUCGGCGCCUUCGGUGGCGAAAUCAAGACGCCGCACAUCGACAGUCUGGCCGCCGAGGGCGUCAGGCUGACCGACUUCCAUGCCGCCGCCGCCUGCUCGCCUACCCGGUCGAUGUUACUCAGCGGCACUGAUAACCGCAAGUAG